AAAGAGAGGUAACUCUAUUUUUCUUCAUAACAACGUGAGGAAAUGUGGAGAAUUGUCUUGCUGGUUUAUUUCCUUAUCCUUGUUUCUUGUCAAGAAAAAAAUGGAAAGGAUCCCGGGGAAAGAAAUGCUUCGAAAAAGCUUAACGAAAGGGACCAAGACCAAAACUUUUUUGGAGAAAAUGGCGAUUUUCUUACCUCAUGGGCAAUCGGUGACCUACUAACCAAAUUUGAUCCCAGAAGUCAAAAGGAAAAAGCGGAUUUUCAUCCAAACGAAAGUCAAAAGGAUACAGUGAAAGAUAAAUUCGAUUCUCGUCUCGGUAAAAAGAAACUCGAUUCUCACCCUGGAAAAGGUCGAGAAGAUAAAUUAGAAACUCAUCCUGGUAAAGGGCCGCGAGAUAAAUUAGAUUCACGUCCUGGUAAAAGGAGGGACGUGAAAUUCGAUUCACAUCCUGGAAGAGAUCGACAAGACAAAUUCAGAUCUCAUCCUGGUAAAGAUAGACUAAAUAAAUUUGAUUUUCAGCCUGGUAAAGGUCGAAAAUAUGUACUAGAUUCACAUCCUGGUAAAAGUAGACGAAAUAAAUUUGAUUCUCAUCCUGGUAAAGGUCGGGGAAAUAAACAAGAUUCACAUCCUGGUAAAGGUCGAGAAAGUAAAUUCAAUUCUCACCCUGGUAAAGGUCGAAGAUAUGAACUUGAUUCUCAUCCUGGUAAAGGUCGAGAAAGUAAAUUCGAUUUUCAUCCUGGUAAAGGUCGAGAAAAUAAACUAGGUUCACAUCCUGGUAAAGGUCAAGAAAGUAAAUUCCAUUCUCAUCCUGGUAAAGGUAGAAGAAAUAAACUAGAUUCACAUCCUGAUAAAGGUCGAAAAAGUAAAUUUGAUUCUCAUUCUGGAAGAGGUCGAGACAAAACUGUCAAAGCUCGGAGAGAAAAAUUUUAUUUACUUCCUGGAAAGAAAGGUAAAGAUCGAAAAAAUAGGUUCGACUCUCGACCUGGUAAGGGUCGACAAGGAAAAUUUGAUUCACAUCCUGGUAAAGCUCGACAAGAUAAAUUCGAUUCUCAUCCUGGAAAAGGUCGACGGGAGAAAUUCGGUUCUCAUCCUGGUAAAGGUCAAUGGGAUAAUCUCGGUUCUCAUCCUGGUAAAGGUCGAAAAGGCAAGUUCUAUUCUCAUCCAGGUAAAGACCGACAAGGAAAAUUCGAUUCACGUCCUGGGAGAGGUCGACCAGAGUAAUAAAAUUUUCAUCCUGGUAGCGGUCGAUCAUAUAUAUUCGAUAUACAUCCUGAUAAAAUUUCGAUGUACAUCCUUUAUUUUACUUAAUGUCCGAUCAUGAAUAAAUAAAAAAAAAAUAGAUGUUUCUUGUACCAUAAUACGAUCUUAGAUCUAGAUUGCAUAGCAUUGCAUGUUCUGGUUUGCACUUAUAAGAAUAUGUUGU
Saccostrea echinata is the source of this 1423-nucleotide messenger RNA. RefSeq lists its product as uncharacterized. NCBI's taxonomy places the organism in Eukaryota, Metazoa, Mollusca, Bivalvia, Ostreida, Ostreidae. The record is from RefSeq and is a predicted model, not a curated record. The transcript has 2 exons. Bases 43 to 1221 code for a protein of 392 amino acids.